Molecule: messenger RNA, 2025 nt
Organism: Diuraphis noxia (Russian wheat aphid)
Lineage: Eukaryota; Metazoa; Arthropoda; Insecta; Hemiptera; Aphididae
Product: paxillin
Source: RefSeq, a predicted model, not a curated record
GGACCGCCGACGCUUCACAAAUCCAAACAAUUCUGUCAGUGACUUUAUCGUUUGUAAAAUAGUAUUAAUAGUAAUAACAACAACAACAACAACAAUAGCUGCAGCAGCGACGUCGACGAUUAUAAUAUUUCAGUUUUUAUGCGCGUCGUAUUAUAAAAGUUUUGAUUAAAAUCUUGAAGAAAAGUACAGUCAAACGCAAUAUUAUAAAAUACUACUCCGUCCGUGUGUUUAGUCACCACAUAACAGUUUCUAGGUUGACAGUUAUAAUUGAAUUUAGCAAACGUGCUUGCUCCAGCCAUAACCAUUGUAACUGUAUCUGUCGAUUUUUAGCUUCUCAGUGAUUGAUAGUAUAAUAGCUAGGCACGUAUUAGAUACACAACAGUAUCUUUAUCACAUCUGCRAAAAUAAUUACAAACACACGGAGUAAGAUCUACAAGUGACAUAUAUAGCAGGAGGUGUCUAGUCCGGUGCGGGCUAGCUACGCUACCGAAUCGGUAGACUCGGCGGCGCCGCGUUUAGACUGCAUGCUCGGCAGCCUCACGGCCGAGAUGAACAGACAGGGCGUGAACACGACGCAAAAGGGAUGCUGCACAGCGUGCGACAAGGCCAUCGUCGGGCAGGUGAUAACGGCGCUGGGCAAGACCUGGCACCCGGAACACUUCACGUGCAACCACUGUUCCCAGGAGCUGGGCACGCGCAAUUUUUUCGAACGCGAAGGCCGGCCAUACUGCGAACCGGACUACCACAACCUGUUCUCGCCCAGAUGCGCGUACUGCAACGGACCCAUACUCGACAAAUGUGUGACGGCCCUGGAGAAGACCUGGCACACGGAACACUUUUUCUGCGCCCAGUGCGGCAAACAGUUCGGCGAGGAAGGAUUCCACGAGCGCGAAGGUCGCCCGUACUGCAAAGACGAUUACUUCGACAUGUUCGCGCCCAAGUGCGGAGGUUGCAACCGGCCCAUAAUGGAGAACUACGUAUCGGCCCUGUCAACUCAAUGGCAUUCCAGCUGUUUCGUCUGCCGGGACUGCCGGAUGCCGUUCGUCAGUGGCCAGUUCUUCGACCACGAGAGCCAGCCUUACUGCGAGACGCACUAUCACGCCAAACGCGGAUCGCUGUGCGCCGGAUGUCACAAGCCGAUCGCGGGCCGUUGCAUCACGGCCAUGUUCAAGAAGUUCCAUCCGGAGCAUUUCGUGUGCGCCUUUUGCCUGAAACAGCUCAACAAGGGAACGUUCAAAGAACAAAACGAGAAACCGUACUGCCAUUCGUGUUUCGAGAAGCUGUUCGGUUAGAGCCGAGCGAGCGUCACCGAUGACCGAAGAUGACGUGACGGCGGCGGCGCGAUCCACGACGACAGAGUUCGAUAUGACUAUAUUGUAUCGUAUAACGAUUAUAUUAUAUUAAUUUUUUWAAUUAUUAUAAUAUAUAACGGGAUACGAUCAUGCCGCCGUCGGUUUUAUAUAGAGCAAUAGAUAAUACAACCGACGAAUUUACUCGACCCCGGUAUAAGGCUUUCGAUCAUACCAUUAUAUGUAACCGCCUACUUAUAUUUGAUUAUAUAAUAUGUUUAGAACUCUGUCAUCCCUCAAAAAAUAGCCAAUACCUCAUAACAUAAUAUUAUAUCCGUUUUUCUUUACUAACACAAUUUAUAUUUAUAUUAUUAUUAUUAUUACCAUAUAUUUUUUUUAAUUAUUUUUAAUCCUGUACAAAAAUUAUUAUCUUCCAUAUUAGUUUUGUACUGUUAUUUAUAGCCUAUAUUGUUAUGAGUUUUAAUUUUUUUUUUUUGCUAUUAAUCUGUGUAUGUGCUGUAGGCGUUAUAUUUUACCCCAUUCCAAUUUUUAAAGUCACAACCUCUACGUAUAAUAAUAUAUACUGCAACAACCAUUUCAGUAUCAUAUAAUUAAAUGGCAUUCCAUUUUUGGAUUUGAAUGUCUUAAUUUUCUAAUGGUAAUUAUUGAUGUUUUGUAAAUUGACAAAAAUAAUUUGAAAAUGUAAAAAGAUAUUAUAUAUUUUCUAGAAACGUUU